AUGGCUUCAAAUGCAACAGUAAAAUGCCCAGCACCUAUGAAAGCCACCUCAAAUGGGGUGUUCCAAGGGGACGAUCCUCUCGAUUUUGCGCUUCCUCUUUUGAUCAUACAGAUAUGCUUAGUAGUCGUUCUAACUCGGCUGCUGGCCUAUCUUCUCAGGCCAUUAAGGCAGCCGCGGGUCAUUGCAGAGAUUAUCGGUGGAAUUCUACUCGGCCCUUCAGCCCUCGGCCGCAACAAGAAAUACCUCCAUGCCAUUUUCCCUCCAAGAAGCCUCACCGUUUUGGACACUCUAGCCAACCUCGGGCUCCUCUUCUUCCUCUUCCUCGUCGGGCUUGAGCUCGACCCGAAAUCCCUCCGCCGCACGGGUAAAAAGGCCGUAGCCAUCGCCCUCGCUGGAAUCAGCCUACCGUUCGCCUUAGGAAUCGGGACUUCCUUCAUACUCCGGGCCACCGUAUCCCAAGGCGUGGCCCAAGGCCCGUUUCUCAUCUUCAUGGGUGUGGCCCUCUCCAUCACGGCCUUCCCUGUCCUGGCCCGCAUUCUAGCCGAGCUGAAGCUCCUAACAACUGACGUGGGCCGCAUGGCCAUGUCAGCAGCUGCCGUGAAUGACGUGGCGGCCUGGAUUCUCCUCGCGCUCGCCGUGGCCCUUUCGGGCUCUGGCUCGGGCCGGAGCCCAAUCGUCUCCCUUUGGGUUUUCCUCUCCGGGCUCGGUUUUUUAACCGUGUUUACCUUUGUGGGCCCCCCCGUUUUCCGGUGGGUCGCGCGGAGGUGCCCGCAGGGCGAGCCUGUGGACGAGAUUUACGUGUGUUUGACUUUAGCGGCCGUUUUGGCCGCGGGAUUUUUGACCGACACGAUUGGGAUACACGCGCUUUUCGGGGCAUUCGUGCUUGGGGUACUUGUCCCGAAGGAAGGGGGGGCUUUUGCCGGGGCCCUCGUGGAGAAAGUGGAGGAUCUCGUAUCGGGCCUUUUUCUACCUCUGUACUUUGUGUCAAGCGGGCUGAAGACGAACGUGGCCACUAUCGAGGGGGCCCAGUCGUGGGGCCUAUUCGUACUCGUCGUGUUCACUGCGUGUUUCGGCAAGAUUGUCGGUACUGUUUUGGUCUCUCUUUUCAGCGGUAUCCCGUUUGUCGAGGCCUUGACGUUAGGUUUCUUGAUGAACACGAAAGGUCUCGUCGAGCUCAUCGUCCUCAACAUCGGGAAAGACCGAGGGGUUUUGAAUGAUCAAACUUUCGCCAUCAUGGUUCUAAUGGCUCUCUUCACGACGUUCAUUACAACUCCUACGGUGAUGGCCGUGUACAAACCGGCCGCAAUGGCGAAACGAGAGUACAAGCACCGGACCAUCCAGAGAAAAGACCCGAACACUCAGCUCCGAAUGCUGACGUGUUUCCACAGCACGAGAAACAUCCCAAGCUUGAUAAACCUCAUGGAGGCCUCACGUGGGACAGGGAAGAAAGGCGGGCUCCGCGUAUACGCCAUGCACUUGAUGGAGCUCUCGGAGAGAUCUUCCGCCAUAUUAAUGGUCCACAAGGCCCGAAAAAACGGGCUUCCCUUCUGGAAUAAUAAUAAUAAUCCGGACUCGAACCAAGUCGUGGUGGCAUUUGAAGCUUUCCAGCAUCUCAGCCACGUUACGGUUCGUCCCACUACUGCCAUCUCGCCUAUGUCGAGCAUGCACGAGGAUAUAUGCUCGGGAGCCGACCGAAAACGAGUCGCAAUCAUUAUCCUUCCAUUUCACAAGCACCAGGGGCUCGACGGGCGCUUUGAAACGACCCGAGCUGACCAGAGGCUCGUGAACCGGAAGGUUCUCGAGCAGGCACCGUGCUCGGUCGGGAUACUUGUCGACCGAGGGCUAGGAGGCUCGGCUCACGUCUCGGCUAGCAAUGUUGACUACACGGUUACGGCUUUAUUCUUUGGAGGGCCCGAUGAUAGGGAAGCGCUUUCGUAUGGGGCACUUAUGGCCGAGCACACGGGCAUUCGUCUUAAUGUUGUACGUUUUGUGGGCCGGCCCGAAAGCAGCGGCGGCGGCUCGGAGGAUGAGGAUUUUCUCACGGAUUUUAAGGUUAGGGUGUCGGAAGAUGGGUCGGUGGGGUACGAGGAGGUUGUUGUGGUGGUGGGGGAUAAUAAUCCGGGUGUGGUCGAUGUGAUUCGGGAUAAUGUUCGUUGUAACUUGUUUGUGGUCGGGAGGAUGCCGGAGGGUGAGGUGGCAGCGGGUUUGGAUAAGAAUGGGGAGUGCCCGGAGCUGGGGCCUGCUGGAAAUUUGCUGAUUUCGCCUGAGUUGAAGACGAGCGCUUCGGUUCUGGUGGUGCAGCAGUACAGGAGCCGGUUGACUGGUGAUUCACUGGCGUCUUUGAGGGACGAGUGCACGACAGACGAGGACUCAGGGUCGGCUAACCCGUUUACAGAUCGACCACCAUGGCAAGGAGCCGACACCCUCGGUCAGUACCGAAUUCGCGAGCAGAACCGGGCUGGAGGUGGAUUCGGACAUGGUGGUGAGCGCGACGACGAGGAAACCCUUGGAGCGGUCCAAUUUCGCAGCCGAAAGCGGCCUGAGGAUGCUUUUGACUGCCAAUUUCCGCUCAAUCGUGCUGCCCGAGGUGAUGGUCUCCGGAUACCUGCUUCAGGUUUCAGCCGUAAUCAAGAAUUUCGCAGAGGAAGGCCCGAUCACGUGGACUCAGCCUUCAAUGGGGUCAACCUGCCGCGCCGCCACUGGGACGACGGGUAUGUGGCUGCCGGCUACGACGGCGCAUCCCUUCGGGACAUGGAGGUGCCUGUUUUCAACAAAUUACAUUUUUUCGCGGAGGAGGGGAGCAAUGUCCGGCGUACUGAGGCGGGUUGGAGUCGAGAUGACCGGCGCAUCGCGGAGGACGCCGGCGACUACCGUUCUCGAGUUGCCUGGCCGGAUGAUCAAACCCUAGGCAAUUUUCGACCACGCGCACGGAGGAGACCAGACGGAGGUCGUACAAUAAUUUGGGAGUUUGACGGGCGAGGCGCAGCUGAGGUAGGUCUCGAUGGUCCUGAGCACGUCCGGCGAGCGAACCACGCCGGAGUAGCAGAGGUGCAGCGACGAGAUCGGAGAGAGGGCUGGUCUUGCGAUUUGGGAGAUGGCGGCCCAAUUUCAUUUAUUGGGACCAAGGAAUGA
Molecule: messenger RNA, 3132 nt
Organism: Striga hermonthica
Lineage: Eukaryota; Viridiplantae; Streptophyta; Magnoliopsida; Lamiales; Orobanchaceae
Source: the annotation of a GenBank genome assembly